This is a messenger RNA of Sinocyclocheilus grahami, 2083 nucleotides long. RefSeq names its product gephyrin-like. The transcript is spliced from 19 exons. NCBI's taxonomy places the organism in Eukaryota, Metazoa, Chordata, Actinopteri, Cypriniformes, Cyprinidae. Gene Ontology annotation, biological process: Mo-molybdopterin cofactor biosynthetic process; gamma-aminobutyric acid receptor clustering; glycine receptor clustering. The record is from RefSeq and is a predicted model, not a curated record. Gene Ontology annotation, cellular component: cytoplasm; dendrite; cytosol. Gene Ontology annotation, molecular function: molybdopterin molybdotransferase activity. Bases 56 to 1918 code for a protein of 620 amino acids.
CGCUCGGCUCUUGGCUCUGCCUGGAGUUCUCAGUGCGGCGACAGCGGUGCUGAAUAUGGCGACAGACGGGAUGAUUUUAACAAACCACGACCACCAAAUCCGGGUCGGCGUCUUGACAGUAAGCGACAGCUGCUUUCACAAUCACACUGAGGACCGCAGCGGGAUCAACCUCAAAGAUCUCGUGCACGACCCUUCCUUGCUUGGAGGAACCAUCUCCGCUUACAAAAUUGUCCCUGAUGAAAUUGAUGAGAUCAAGGAGACUCUGAUCGACUGGUGUGAUGAGAAAGAAUUGAACCUGAUUUUGACCACCGGUGGCACCGGCUUCGCUCCUCGGGAUGUCACGCCUGAGGCCACUAAAGAGGUGAUCGAGCGGGAAGCUCCAGGGAUGUCUCUGGCCAUGCUGGUGGGCUCUCUGAAUGUCACUCCUCUGGGAAUGCUCUCCAGACCCGUGUGUGGUAUCCGAGGGAAAACUCUCAUCAUAAAUUUGCCGGGCAGUAAAAAAGGUUCACAGGAAUGCUUCCAGUUCAUCCUGCCCGCUCUCCCGCACGCCAUCGACCUGCUCCGAGAAGCUGUGGUCAAAAUGAAAGAGGUGCCAAACGAGCUGGAGGACUUGCCCUCGCCUCCACCUCCUCCGUCCCCGCUGCCUGCCAGCAGCCCGCACCGGCAGACCGAGGACAAGGGUGUGCAGUGUGAGGACGAGGAGGAGGAGAAGAAGGACAGUGGUGUGGCCUCCACAGAGGACAGCUCCUCCUCGCACAUCACUGCCGCCUCCAUCGCUGCCAAGAUUCCCGACUCCAUCAUCUCACGGGGCGUCCAGGUUCUUCCCCGUGACACGGCGUCUCUGAGCACCACGCCGUCCGAGUCGCCACGCGCCCAGGCUACCUCCCGCCUCUCCACCGCUUCCUGUCCCACCCCCAAGGUGCAGUCACGAUGCAGCAGCAAAGAAAACAUCUUACGAGCAAGUCAUAGUGCGGUGGACAUCACCAAAGUGGCUCGGAGACACCGUAUGUCUCCAUUCCCUCUCACCUCUAUGGAUAAAGCCUUCAUCACUGUGCUGGAGAUGACCGCAGUUCUGGGCACUGAGAUCAUUAACUACAGAGCAUAUUUUUGGAUUCUGGAACUGGGAAACAGUAGCAUGCUACAGUGUUGUCUCUGUGUCCUGACAGCGGCUGAUGGUCCUGGUGACAGAUUUAUUAUCGGCGAGUCUCAGGCUGGAGAGCAGCCCACACACACCGUGAUGCCGGGUCAGGUGAUGCGGGUGACGACAGGCGCUCCUAUUCCAUGCGGGGCCGACGCUGUGGUUCAAGUAGAAGACACUGAACUCCUGCGAGAGUCUGAAGACGGCACAGAAGAGCUUGAGGUGCGGAUUCUGGUUCAGGCUCGUCCAGGUCAAGACAUCAGGCCCAUCGGUCACGACAUUAAGCGUGGUGAAUGCGUGCUGGCCAAAGGCACUCACAUGGGCCCGUCUGAGAUCGGCCUGCUGGCCACGGUGGGCGUCACAGAGGUGGAAGUGCAGAGGUUUCCAGUCGUGGCUGUGAUGUCUACAGGCAACGAGCUGCUGAACCCAGAGGACGAUUUACACCCCGGUAAGAUCAGAGACUCGAACCGCUCGACACUGCUGGCCACCAUACAGGAGCACGGAUACCCCACCAUCAACCUGGGCAUCGUGGGAGACAAUCUUGAGUCUUUGUCAUGUGAUGUGAAGCUGGAUCCCCGUCCGGAGUAUCACCGCUGUAUUUUGACAUGGCACCAUCAGGAACCUCUGCCAUGGGCACAGAGCACAGGGAACCAGGUUAGCAGCAGACUCAUGAGCAUGCGCAGCGCUAACGGACUCCUGAUGCUACCUCCCAAAACCGAGCAAUACGUGGAGCUGCACAAGGGCGAGGUGGUGGACGUCAUGGUCAUCGGCCGUCUAUGAUGACAGAGGAGCGGGCCGAAGGACGGAGAGCAACGGGUGGUUCACGGUGCAUGUUCACAUAUCAUUGACUGUAAUAUGCAACGGCACAGCUAGUUUUUAUUGAUUUGGAUAACGCUGAAGUAUAGUCAACAUCUUGAUCACAAACCUAGAUACAUAUGAGAAAAA